AUGGCAAUGGUUUUAACCGCCUUCAUAACAAAGUUCCUCACAGUGCUAAGUUCCUACGCAGAGGAAGAGUCAGUCAUGCUGUUGGGAGUACCAGAAGAUAUUAACAAGCUCCAAAGAAGGCUCACAAGGCUAGAGAACGUUCUCAAUGAUGCUGAGGACCGGGAAAUCACAGAAAGAGCUAUCAAGCAUUGGCUCAAGGAGCUUAGAGACUUCAUGUACGACGCCGAAGACAUCAUCGAAGAAUAUCUUCUUCGAACCAAGGCAAGGGCUAAUAACACUUCUUCAUCUUCAUUGUGCUGGUCACCAAUUUCAUGCAUUCCCGUUUCUCUGUUUCGCCAUGAGAUUGGCCUUAGAAUCAAGAACCUCAACAUUAGAUUAGAUGAGAUAUUAAAAGACAAAGAAAUUUUUUCAUUUUCAACCAUAGUCAUCAAUCAACAUAACGUGAGUAGGGGAGUUACAAGUAGAAGGACAUCAUCUUUAGUGGAACAAGAUCUUGUCGGCAUGAAGAUUGAAGAAGACACAAAAUGCUUGGUAGAACUUCUCAUGAAGGAUGAUCAGCGUGCUGAGGAGAAUAUAGAAGUUUUUGCUAUCACUGGCAUGGCUGGCAUAGGGAAAAGCACUCUAGCUCGAAAGAUCUUCAACAAUGAAAUUUUGGUUUCUCACUUCUAUCCAAUGCCAACUGGUUGGGUGAGUGUUUGCCAAGAUUUCUCCGAGAUCGAUAUUCUACGCACUUGUGUAAGAGUUUUCGGAGGUAAUCCCGGUGAACUAACGGCGAGCAAACAAGACCUAGAGGAUAAGCUCUGUGAAUUGGUGGAAAACAAGAGGUUUUUUCUUGUUUUGGAUGAUGUUUGGGAUGCUAAAGUGUGGAAGGAGCUGUUGAAUGAGCCAUUGCGGAGUUGUGCGAAAGGGAGCAGAGUCUUAGUGACGACAAGAGAUGAAGCUGUGGCGAAGGGAAUGCAGGCGGUGCACCAGCAUCAAGUUGAGAAGCUCCGUGAUGUGGAUGGAUGGGCAUUGUUAUCCAAGAGCUUUGUUUUGGAAGAUGAUGAACAAGAUUUGAAGAGACUCAAAGACAUUGGAAUGGAGAUUGUGAAGAAAUGUGAUGGUUUGCCACUUGCAAUCAAGGCCAUUGCCGGUGUUUUGAUUGCAAAGGAAAGAAAUCGGGAGACAUGGAACCAUGUUCUUCAAGAUUCAGCAUGGAAAUUAACUGGGAUUCUGCCUGAUGGAGUUAUGGGAUCAUUGUAUCUGAGCUACAAGAACUUGAAAAGCCCUUUAAAACAAUGUUUUAUGUACUUGUCUCUGUUUCCAAAAUCCAACCUCUAUCAGGGAGUUCUUGCACGUCUUUGGAUUGCCGAAGGAUUCAUAGACGAGACUCAAAGUUCGUUAUCACCGUAUGAAUUGGCAAUUCAGUACUGGGAAGAGUUGAUUGAGAGAAACAUAUUGCAGCCAAACCCCGCUUAUUAUAACAACGAAGGGUGCAUACUGCAUGAUCUAUUUCAAUCUUUAGCUCAGCAUCUAGCUAAAGAUGAAUGUUUCUAUGGCAAUGUGCAGAGUUUCAGUGAAACAGUUUCUACUGGCCCCAGCAGCAGCAAGUCUUUCGUUAAUCCUCGACGCUUAUAUAUUGUAGACCGAGAAGCAAAAUCAAUCCCAGAGAGCUUAAAGGAGUUGAAAUCCUUGAGAUCUCUGCUUGUUCAAAUGCCAAGCAUUUCUAUUUUCCCUAGAGAUGUUUUCAAAAAGCUCAAGAGUUUAAGGAUCAUAGAUUUCAGUGGAUCAUCAAUUGAGAAGCUACCUGAAUCUAUAGGAAGCCUCAUACUCUUGAGAUACUUGGAACUCUCUCAAUCCCAUAUAAAAGAGAUUCCUGAAAGCAUUGGGAAUCUUAUCAACCUUCAUUCCUUGAUUUUACUGAAAUGCAAGAAUUUGAAGAGACUUCCGAAUGGUGUAACAUCACUGAAGAGUUUGCAAAACCUAAAUUUGGAUGGAACUCCAAUUGAGGCAAUGCCGAAAGGAAUUGAGAGGCUUCAUAAGCUCAGAGUUCUUACUGGAUGUGUUUUGUCGAAGAACAGCAAUAACAGUGAUCCGCAUUGUUCCUUGGAAGACAUGAAAUCCUUAUCGGUUCUCCAACAUCUCUGUUUGCACAACUUAGAGACGGUGACAAGCAAAGACGAAGCCAUCUCCGCUUCAAUGAGAGCAAAAGAGAAACUCCGAAACUUGGAAUUAUACUGCACAAUGAAUCAAGAUUGCCAAGAAGAAGAUAUCAAUAGAAUUCAAGAAGUCUUUGAGGAGCUAUGCCCAUCAAAAUCUCUUGCAGUUCUAAUCAUAGAUGGUUACUUUGGACGAGAAUAUCCAAAUUGGAUAACAAAGCUGUCAACUUUCAUUCCAUACUUAAAACGGCUCGAGCUGGUAAACUGUAAGCAGUGCAAGAAACUCCCUUCUCUCGGUUCCCUAUACUUUCUAGAUUAUCUUGACAUCACUGGGGCAUCUUCUGUUACUGAAAUCGGACCUGAAUUCUUCGCUAUUGAAAAUAACACUACUUGUUGCUUUCCAAAACUCACACAUCUCUAUUUCUGUGGCAUGACUAACUGGGAAGAAUGGUCAUGGAUAAAUGAAGACGAGGCCAGAACAUUGCGAUUGACACCACUGAAGAAGCUUCAAAAGUUGGUUCUCAAUGGUUGUCCAAAGUUGAGAUCACUCCCUGAAGGUCUCCUAAGUCACUGCACAGCAUUGACAGAUUUAGCUCUUGUCAGCGCAAACAAUGUCAAAGAAAUGAAGAAUCUGUAUUCAGUUAAACACAUUUUGGUCAUGGAUUGCGAGAGCUUAAUUGAAGUCUCGAACCUUACACAUUUGUAUAGAUUGAUGAUAACUAAAUGCCGGAAACUUGUGGUUGUGGAGAGGCUUGAUGAAUUACAGGACUUGGUGCUGGAUGAUCAAGAAAUGGAGACAUUGCCGGAAUGGUUGCUAACUGCAGCAGGAGAGGGGAAGUUCAGUAGAAUUCAGAAAAUGGAUUUUGAGAGCAACGCCCAGUUACUUUCAAGGUGUUUAAUGAAUGGACCUGAAUGGAUGAAGUUUAGUUAUAUGCCACUAGUGAGAGGAUACACACCAGGGGUAACUAGUUAUAUUGUGUACACCAAAGAUCCAUUGAGCUUUGUUAGCAAACUACCGGAUGUCACUGUCGGCAAUGAUGGUGGUGGCAGUGGCGGUGAUGUUGGUGCAGGAAGCAGUGAAGAUGCUGGUAUAUCAACUUAA
Messenger RNA from Dioscorea cayenensis subsp. rotundata (Guinea yam), 3240 nucleotides. RefSeq names its product putative disease resistance protein RGA4. Gene Ontology annotation, molecular function: ADP binding. Bases 1 to 3240 code for a protein of 1079 amino acids. Gene Ontology annotation, biological process: defense response to other organism. Lineage: Eukaryota; Viridiplantae; Streptophyta; Magnoliopsida; Dioscoreales; Dioscoreaceae. The record is from RefSeq and is a predicted model, not a curated record. The transcript has a single exon.